Messenger RNA from Aaosphaeria arxii CBS 175.79, 2664 nucleotides. RefSeq lists its product as uncharacterized. Gene Ontology annotation, cellular component: cytosol; mitochondrion. Lineage: Eukaryota; Fungi; Ascomycota; Dothideomycetes; Pleosporales. The coding region runs from base 1 to 2664 and encodes 887 amino acids. The record is from RefSeq and is a predicted model, not a curated record. Gene Ontology annotation, biological process: cell redox homeostasis. Gene Ontology annotation, molecular function: protein binding. The transcript has a single exon.
AUGGCUCGUCAGACGCCAAAUACCAGCCGGACGAAUACCAUCGACUCGUCAACCUCGGCACCCUCCCCCUCCCAGUUGUACCCGGACACCUUCCGUAAUGGCAGCACCAACUACAUCUCCAGCAUGAACAGCAGCUCCACCAGCUUGAACCAGCAGAACGACCAGAAUGGCAUGCCCGAACGCCCUCCCACGUCUGCCUCCCGGACCCCCGGACUCGGCAUGGCUCCUUCGCCAGCAAUCAUGCAGACGGCAGGCUUGGGAACCCCUACGAGUUCGACGUCUGGACUCUCAGGUCUCGUAUGUAACGUCCACCGAACGACUGGCCGCGAGCCACAUCCUCUGGUAGGCGCGACCACCACCAUCCUAGGCGACAAGCUGUAUGUAUUCGGCGGGCGGAAACUGUCUCGAACACGGCCAGCACUCACAUCGGAUCUCUACGAGCUCGACCUCGUCAGGCGGCACUGGACCAAGAUCGACGCAAGGGGCGACGUACCAUCGCCACGAUAUUUCCACAGUGUCUGCACGCUUGGCGACACAAAGCUCGUCUGCUAUGGCGGCAUGUCUCCAGCUGCUCCCCAACCAGGCCAAUCGCAAUCAUCCCAGGGAACCCCCUCAGACGCCCAGCCUGAGGUGGUCGUAAUGUCUGACGUCCAUAUCUAUGACGUGCCCACGCGAACAUGGAUGCAUGUGCAGACUUCCGAUGCGCCACAAGGACGAUAUGCCCAUUGCGCGACUAUCCUACCCUCUUCAGCAGUUUUCUCCUCGUCCAAUGCAACUUUGGGUGCGAUCAAGCACAACCCAUCUACCUCGGAGCCUAACCAAGGAUCUAUCGGUGUGCAGUUCGAUGGAGAAGGAGGCGCUGAGAUGGUGGUAGUAGGUGGUCAAGACAGUUCCAACCACUAUAUUGAACAAAUCAGCGUCUUCAACUUGAGGAGCCUGAAAUGGACCGCCACUAACACCCUCGGAAGGAGCUGCGGCGCCUACAGGAGUGUUGUCGCCCCACUGACGAAUAUCAGUCCCACGCGCAUAGGAACAGGAGUCCCACGCGGCGAUGUCACCCCCGAGCCACAGGACCCGGCAAGCGCGGAGAAGGGAUCCUCGAUGCUCAUAUAUUCGAAUUACAAUUUCCUCGACGUGAAACUCGAACUACAGAUACGACAUCCAGACGGAACACUCUCUGAGAAGCCCAUGAUGGGAAAUUUCUCGCCUCCAGGCUUGCGUUUCCCCAACGGAGGGAUCAUCAACAAUCAUUUCGUUGUUAGCGGGACGUUUUUGACAUCUUCGAAGCAAGAGUAUGCUCUGUGGGCACUUGAUCUACGAACUCUUACCUGGGGACGGAUCGAAGCCGGAGGCAACAUUUUCAGUCAAGGAAGUUGGAACAGAGGCAUGCUAUGGAACCGCCGAAAUUCAUUCGUCAUCCUAGGAAACCGCAAGAGGAGCUUGGUCGAGGAUUACAACCACCGACGCAUCAAUUUUUCCAACAUUUGCAUCGUAGAAUUAGAGGCCUUUGGUCUGUAUGACAACCCUCGGAAGGUGGAGCCUAAUUCUGCAUUUGCGUCUGUCAGUGCGCCCGCACCGACUGAUCAGCUGGACCUGAGGGCAGGAGGGCGAACACUGUCGCCUGCAGCUGCAGGGCUGGGCCAGCUUGCGCUAGGCAUGCGAGAGCUUGCAGAUAUGGAUUUCCUCGCCUUGGAUGGCGAACGAAUCCCGGUCAAUUCGCGCCUGAUUGCUCGACGAUGGGGUCCCUAUUUCAACCAGCUAUUGCGCGAAAGCAUAUCGAGCACUGAAAAUUCCGAUACAGCAACACUUCGCGCCAACGUACUUCCCCAUCCUUCUCGCAAUUCGAGUAUCACGAUCACCCCAUCAAUCAGAACUGCUUACUCGGCAGCAACUACGCUCACUAACAACACUGGUGGGUCUUCCGAACCGUCAACGUCUUCGUCUGUCACCUCCCAAUCAACGAUUUUACCGCCUGAGACGUCGGGUCAACCGCCUUAUCUGCGGCCACGGACUCUGUUCCUCCCUCACACCCACCUAACUCUACAGGCUCUAAUUCACUUCUUGUACACUUCGUCUCUCCCAUCACCAAGCUCGCCUCUUAGCUCGCCUCAGAUUCUGUGCUCUCUUCUCCAGCUGGCACGGCCCUAUCAGAUCGACGGACUCCUAGAGGUCAUCAUCGAAAGGUUGCACGUGCUACUGGACAAUCGAAACACGGCUGCGAUAUUCAAUGCUGCAGCCAUGGCGGCGGGUGGCGGAUCCAGUGUCGCCUUCUUCGGCGUAAACGGCGCACCUAUCAACGGUACAAACGGAAACGAUUUCACCCCAGGAUCUCCCGAAGAUGACGCCGGCGCUGCCGUGCGCUCUCUCGACCCGACAUUACGUGCCCUCCGCAUCAACACAGACGUGAACAGGAUCCACGACGACGAAGUCAGCUCGGCGACAUCCGCGUCCACAUCCACAUCCACGUCAGACAGCGGGCUUGGCGACGGCACCGAGAGAGAGAUCUGGGGCGGCGAAGUCAGCGCCGUUGUUGGACUCCAAAAGCGCGGUUUGCGGGGUCUGAUGGAGGGUCGAAGAAUUCGCGAGAUGGGGCGCUCGCGAGGCCGCGAUGAGGGCGGUAUGAAUGGUGAUGGUGUUGGGCUGGGUUUGGUGGGCUCGACGUGA